AUGGCAUCAGCGAAUACAGUUGAGACAGCUCUGGGCCGGCUGGGCAACAAGCCGGUCUACUUUGCAGAUUGCUGUGCCGGCAUAUCGUGGCUUCUGCUUGAGUCACUGGCCGCACGUUUGCCUCCAGCUCCUGCGCUCGUGUUGUCAAUUGGGUCUGGAAGUGGCCUGCUGGAAGGCAUUUUGCUACGUGCGACCGACGAGGUUGUCAACAUAUAUGGCGUUGAGGUCGGUUCGUGUCAGAACAAGCAUCUGCCAUUAGAACGCAUCCUCAGAGUGCCAUGCACGGCCUCUGUACAUACAGAUGCUAUGCUUGCCUCGACAUUACUAUUUGUCUACCCACGCAAAGUUGAAUUGAUACGUAAUUAUAUCGACAGCUUUCGAGAUGGCGCAGUUGAGCAGGUAGUGUGGUAUGGGCACAAGAGUGAUUGGCCUGAGGUCAAGAAAGAACUCUCCCCCUUUCUUUUCACUAUUGAGACUAUUGGAGAGCCCGAUAUAGCGGAUCAUGAGAUUCUGGUCGUGGCCACGUUCACCAGCAUGGGUGGCUUCCUGCAAAGAUGGGUGCUCAUCAACACCACUUCCUGCAACUUCGAACCUGAAUACAACAUCCAUCAAGGCGACAUCUCGAUGCCGACACAAGCACAUUCCAAAGUCCCUGCCACGCGACUGAGCAACGGUCUCAUCGACAUCUGGGAGCACGCUGCGCUUCUAUACCAUGGGUACGAGUGGCAAGGAGCCGCCUCUGCCUUCAGAUUUCUCGCGCAGCAAGUCGAGGCCCAUGACCUCAAACAGCUCUGCUCGAUCAAUAUUAGCCUGAUACAGGCUCGUAUGGGCGAGUACCGAGCGGCUCGCGAUACACUGCUUGAAGGUUCGACCACCCGCAUCUCGCUGGCUCUGACACCGUAUAUUCUCGGCCUGAUCGAGUGGGAGCUGGGUCACGCCAUACAAGCAGAGUCAUGUCUGAACGCCUCCCUGGAGUUGUUGCUUCGGCAUGGUUCAGAGGAUCUGAAUUCCCGUGGCAUGGCAUUUGUCCUACGAGCUGAGGAUGUUCGCAUGCAUUUGACGAUGCUGCGCGAAAGCCGACUGAGAACUGCGAUGGGUGAAGUCAUGCCGGUCCUUGCUAUGCGACUGACUGCAGAAUGUAUCUUUGAGGCCCCGGCAAGAUCAAGCCAUCCUCACGAUGCCCAAGCGUGGUAUGAGCGUGAUGGCCCAGAAUUUCACGGCCGGCCAAGCAGCGGCGAGCUGCUGCAGCCGACAGUGUAUGUGCCACCGGACACUAGAGCAACGGACAGCCGUCAGAAAGCAGUGGACAGCUUUACCGCGUCGGACGGUCAAGAGCGAUCAUUACCUACGCCAUACUCUCCGCCAGCCCGGGUGCCACAGAGGCCACGCACAAGGCCAACGCGCGUCGUGUCGAGCCUGUACAGCAACGAUGACGAUGAAGCCGAGAUGCAGGCCAGAGUGUCGGGUAUCAUCUCUGCAGCCGGCAGCAGUGCUCCACGAUCAGCGCUUGCAAGGCAGCUAGGUGCAGUACCUCCAAGCCCUGCGACGUCUAAUGAACCUCUUCGUGCCAUUGUAGACGAAGUAGACCGAGCUUUCUCACCCAGCCCUGCACCGUCGCUACGAUUAAGUGGUAGCGCCAGACCUAGACCGAGGCCAAGAUCGUCCAUCAUGUCAACGAAGUCUAUGGCUUCGCAGAACGCACUUCCUGGUCCGCGGCCGAAAUAUGUGCCUCUCAUGGAGGCCGCGAAAGCUAGAGGGAUGUACCAGACAGCGCCAAUCGGCUUGACGAACAUGAUUGUGAUCUCACCACAAGCUUCGACGGACAUUCGUCGGGGUUUGUCGAGCCAGCCAAGCCUGAAGCAAUGGCCAUCGAUGCAGUCAACCCAGGUGUCAUCCACGAAACGUACUGGCAGCACUGCCGAGCGGUCGCCAUACGUGACGUUGACAUCUGCGGCUCGUCAAAGUGAAGCCCAAUCGACCGCAUCGUCGAGUUCGCUCAGGCAAUCAAGCACAGGCCGGGUAACCAACGAUAGCGGGCGAAAGUUCAUAGCGAACCCCGGUCUACAAAGAGACACUGCCCACGACUCUAAGCUGCCAGCUCAUCCACGCAUUGGUCGAUGGACAGAGGAUGGACAGCUUGAAGACGACUGGUUGGACAAGAUCUCCCGCAAGAUCGCAGGCCCUUCCGCCCAACCAAAGCCUCGGCGGGAGAGCAAGAAGCGAGCAAGCAAGGACUCAGGCAGCACCUCUAGUUCAAGACAUGGCUUCUCACCCAUCUUCUCGCGCUUUCAAGGCCAGUCUAAGUCCACGUCGACGUCCAUAACGAUCUCACCACCGGAACACGAGAAGCCACCCGUCUUCUCUUCUCUGCCUCUGGAUUCACGUCAAGCGGGUAUACGGAUCCCUCGUGACCCAAGAGGUCAGCAGGAGGAUCUACGUCUCCUAGCACAGUUCUGUCGAGAAUAUGACGGGACCCCGUUUCCUGAGCUCUCUCGACGAAUGCUUGUGCGGAACAAUGCCUUGGACGAUAUGGCCCACUUCGACUCCGAUGAUGAUGAGCCGGAGCCGACUACUACGGAUAUCGAGCUAGCGAUCUUCCUUCGGAAUGCUGCGAGGGAUAGACUAUGUCUAGACGAGAAGGGAAACUUCAAUUACAGGCAUGCGAGGGAAGAUAUGCUCAUCGGAGCCCCUGACCCGUUCCUCAAUGGCCUCACCUUACGGAAGGCAAAGAAGGGGAAUUCUGCUCCCAAGGAUCUGGAGAACGUGAAGGGUAAAACUGUCGACCCUGCACCGCAUCAAGAUCGACAUCAACAUCAUGAUUCUGAACUCUUGCUGCCAACGUCGUACAACCCUUCACGCUCUUUACCUCCGGCUGGUAAUUACGGGACAUACAACCCCUUCACCUCCUCCUCCUCCUCCUCCUCCCCCCCACCUACGCCCUCGACGACGUCAACUCGCCGCUCAAUCCAAAUAGCGCCUCCACCCCAUCGCUCCAUCCAAAUGAUCCCUGUCCCACCCACGCCUCGUAAAACAGGAGCCUGGGACCACCUCCACACCGCCGCUUCCUCCUCCUCUUCCCUCUUCGCCGGCUCGACCAACUCCAUCGAUACUAUCGAGCGCAGACGCCGAGCCACAGACGCCGCGCUCCGGAUGCUAGAGGGUCGGUGCCGGGUCCGGAGGGAUGGAAAGGGUGAUGUUACUGGGAGGGAGACCGUGAGAAGUGGGCGGGAGGAGGUUGGCGAUCAGCCGAAGUGUUUGAGACUGGGAGGGGAGGGAAAGGGGAAGAGGCUCACGGGCGGCACGGCUGGGUACGGUCGUGCGGUGGCUGAGAGGGACAGGAGGCAGGGAGUGCAGCGCCAAGAGCAGAUGGAGCAGCAGUCUCUACAGCAGCAGGCCCAACACCGGCAGGCCGAACACCAGCAGAAGCAUCAGCAGCAGGCUCACCAACAUCAGCAGGAGGCCCAGCGAGAGCAAACUCUGCUCCGACCACCGCCGCGUCCACAACCGCAGCAGGAUAGUAGUUCGGAAGGCGGGAGUAUCACCGACUCCUUGACUCCAGCACCACUUCGAAUCGCAUCGAGCAAGGUCUUCGGGCUGGGUGGCUGGGAUGGCAAGAGGAAACCCUAG
Messenger RNA from Recurvomyces mirabilis, 3627 nucleotides. RefSeq lists its product as uncharacterized. Lineage: Eukaryota; Fungi; Ascomycota; Dothideomycetes; Mycosphaerellales; Teratosphaeriaceae. The transcript has 2 exons. Bases 1 to 3627 code for a protein of 1208 amino acids. The record is from RefSeq and is a predicted model, not a curated record.